Suillus subaureus is the source of this 858-nucleotide messenger RNA. RefSeq lists its product as uncharacterized. The record is from RefSeq and is a predicted model, not a curated record. The transcript is spliced from 2 exons. Lineage: Eukaryota; Fungi; Basidiomycota; Agaricomycetes; Boletales; Suillaceae. The coding region runs from base 1 to 858 and encodes 285 amino acids.
AUGCCCCCCAAGGCUAUUUCAAAAAAAAGGCAUCCUCAAUGCAAAAACGCCAAGAGUAUAAAAAAACUGGGAAGGAACAGCGGAAUCAACCCCUCGCUGUUAUCUGAACAGAGUCAGAUUGGCCUCGACAUUGAACAUACCCAGUGUCCGAUAAAUUUUGACGAGCUCUCAAUGCUUGCGAACAAAGACCCUGAUCUUAGCACUGAUGAUGAGAUAGAAGAGCAUGAAGAUGAUGAAGAGUCCCACCGGUCUUCCCAAUACCCCUACUACCAACUUUCUCCAUGCUACCCACCCCCUCCAAGCCCUUCAUUCCCUUCUUUGUGCUAUCCAUCCCUUUUAAGCUUUGACCAGCCUGAGCACCAGUUCCAGCCCCUUGAACAUAAAUGGUAUGCAACUCCUGGGCCCUCCAAUAGGGAUGCAAACCCUUCUCCAUGCUACAUGCCCCUUCUGAGCUUCAGCCAGCCUGGGCAUGAGUUCCAGCCCCCUGAGGGUGAGUGCUAUGCAACUCCUGGACCUUCCAAUAGGGAUGUGUUCCUUCCUUUGUGCUAUGCACCCCCUCUGAGCUUUGGCCAGCCUGGGCAUCAGUUCCAGCUCCCUGAGGAUGAGCACUAUGCAACUCCUGGACCUUCCAAUAGGGAUGUGUUCCUUCCUUCGUGCUACAUGCCCCCUCCAAGCUUUGGCCAGCCUGGGCAUCAGUUCCAGCUCCCUGAGGGUGAGCGCUAUAUGACUCCUGGGCCCUCCAAUAGGGUUCCUAGCACAUUGUUCAACCCUCCCCUCCCCUCCUUUGACUCUGAACACCACUCUCUAUCCAAUCCUGCUCGUUCCUUUGUCGAAUCUCUCAUACCACCCACUAUUUGA